Sphaeramia orbicularis (orbiculate cardinalfish) is the source of this 5233-nucleotide messenger RNA. RefSeq names its product protein phosphatase 1, regulatory subunit 12A (gene ppp1r12a). The transcript is spliced from 28 exons. Gene Ontology annotation, cellular component: A band; cytoplasm; Z disc. Lineage: Eukaryota; Metazoa; Chordata; Actinopteri; Kurtiformes; Apogonidae. Gene Ontology annotation, molecular function: phosphatase regulator activity; enzyme inhibitor activity; protein kinase binding. The coding region runs from base 98 to 3439 and encodes 1113 amino acids. Gene Ontology annotation, biological process: signal transduction. The record is from RefSeq and is a predicted model, not a curated record.
AGCCCUCCCUUCCCACGCCCCAGUGCGCUGUGGGAUAGUGGCACUAUAAAGUAUAUCCUCUCUCGGAGAAAGAUAAGAAGCCCGAGACAGGAGGGGGAUGAAGAUGGCGGACGCCAAGCAGAAGAGGAACGAACAGUUAAAGCGAUGGCUGGGCUCGGAAACAGACCUGGAGCCUCCUAUUCUGAAAAAGAAGAAGACGAAGGUGAAGUUCGAUGAUGGCGCCGUGUUUCUGGCAGCCUGCUCAAGCGGCGAUACCGAGGAGGUGCUCCGAAUGCUUGACCGGGGCGCUGACAUCAACUACGCCAAUGUAGACGGUCUCACCGCCCUCCACCAGGCAUGUAUAGAUGACAAUGUUGACAUGGUGACCUUCCUGGUGGAGCAUGGAGCCAGCAUCAACCAGCCAGACAAUGAAGGCUGGAUCCCCCUCCACGCUGCAGCAUCCUGUGGAUACCUUGACAUUGCAGAGUAUUUAAUCAGUCAGGGUGCCAGUGUAGGAGUUGUGAACAGUGAGGGUGAGACCCCUCUGGACAUUGCUGAAGAAGAAGCAAUGGAAGAGCUCCUGCAGAAUGAGAUUAACCGACAAGGGGUGGAUAUCGAAGCAGCUCGAAAAGAGGAGGAGCGGAUCAUGCUGAGGGACGCCCGGCAGUGGCUUAACAGUGGCCAGAUCCAGGACAUCCGACACGCCAAGUCUGGAGGAACGGCACUCCAUGUCGCAGCUGCGAAGGGAUACGUCGAGGUUUUAAAGCUUUUAAUUCAAGCAGGGUAUGAUGUAAAUAUUAAGGACUAUGAUGGCUGGACUCCUCUACAUGCAGCAGCACACUGGGGCAAAGAGGAGGCGUGUAGGAUACUGGUAGAGCAUCUGUGUGACAUGGACCUUAUUAAUAAAAUGGGCCAGACAGCUUUUGAUGUAGCAGACGAAGAUGUUCUAGGAUACUUGGAAGAAUUACAAAAGAAACAAAAUCUGCUGAUGAGUGACAAGAAAGUUGUUAAGAAAUCUCCUUUGAUUGAAACGACAACCACAGGGGACAACAACCAAUCACUAAAACCACUGAAGAGUAAAGAAACGCUACUUCUGGAGCCAGAGAAAACUGCCCCACGCAUUGAGACCUUAGAACCGGAGAAGGUGGAUGAAGAAGAGGAGGGGAAGAAGGACGAAUCAAGCUGCUCAAGUGAAGAAGAGGAGGAAGAAGAUUCAGAGUCAGAGACUGAAGCAGAAAAGAGCAAGCCUUCAGCAUCGGUGAGCAACAGCACGACACCGACCCCAUCCACCAUCACAGUGUCUUCUCCAACCAGUCCAACCAACCAGGUGACAUCUCCCUCUUCACCGGUAAAGAAGUUUGAUUGUAUUACUCCCCUCAUGCCUGUGGCGGAGCCAGGCUGUCCUGCAUUGUGGCGUCAAGGCUUGCGCAAAACUGGCAUUUCUCUUGUGCCCAAAAAACUUAUGGUCAGUCAGCCUGCUGGAAAGGUUUCAAGUAAAGUGGAGGAGGAGAGAAAGGAUGAGUCUCCAGCAUCAUGGCGUCUAGGUUUGAGAAAGACUGGCAGCUAUGGGGCGUUAGCAGAGAUCACAGCUACCAAGGAGGCUCAGAGGGAGAAGGACACAACUGGGGUUAUGCGCUCAGCCUCAAGCCCUCGCCUGUCCUCCUCCCUGGACAACAAAGACAAAGACAAGGAAAAAGAUAAAGGAACCCGGCUUGCCUAUGUGGCUCCCACUAUCCCCAGGAGACUGGCCAGUACUUCAGACAUCGAUGAGAAGGAAAACAGGGACUCUACUGCCACUCUGAUACGUAGUGGCUCUUACACUCGGCGACGGUGGGAUGAUGACCUGAAGAACUCUGAAGGAAGUACCUCCACCAACCGAACCUCCAGCUAUCAACGCAGCACGUCCCAUACGCUAGCACUAGGGCGGAGCGGCAGCACGCGGGACGUGCCAGCCAAGUCUUCGUCCACCUCCAGCUUGGACCCUAACACCUGUAAUACUAAACCCUGGCAGCCACCCGCCUCCCACUACCAGUCUUACAGCAUUUACCGCAGUGGCUCCUUUGGAAGAAGACAAGAGGACUUGAGCUCCUCAACCACCUCCUCCUCCAUGACCACCACCACCUCCUCAUCUGUUACCUCGCCCACAGGCCAUCGGGGCCUGUUCUCCAGCCUGGGCUCCUCCUCUACCCGCACUGGCUCCACCAGUCUCACCAGCAGGUACUGGUCAGAGGAGAGUACAGAGAGGGAAAAAGAGAAGGAGAAGGAGUCUGCUGCAGUCAUCCCCACUAUAAACACUGGCUCCACUACGACCACCACAUCUACCACUACCACGAGCGCCAUAUCUACCACUACCACCACUGGCACUGUUACUGGCUCAGAAAGACGCAGGUCAUAUCUGACGCCAGUACGCGAUGAGGAGUCAGAGUCCCAGAGGAAAGCUCGCUCCAGACAGGCUCGACAGUCGAGGAGAUCCACCCAGGGUGUGACUCUGACUGACCUGCAAGAGGCCGAGAAAAUCGGCAGGAGUCGUACCCCAAAGACCCGGGAGGAGGAGAAGGAUGAGAAGGAGAAGCAGGACAAAGAGAAGCAGGAGGAGAAGAAGGAGACAGAGACAAAGGAGGAUGAUUACAGAUCAAAGUACCGCAGCUUUGAAGAGCGUUACCGGCCUUCAUUGUCCUCCUCAACCUCCUCCAUUUCUGCGGUCAGCACUGCCUCUACCCCGUCCUACUCUAGCACCUCUUUGUCCUCCAGUUCUAGCUCGCUCAACAGGCCUAACAGUCUGACGGGGAUCACCUCCUCCUACAGCCGUUCCUCCAGAGACACAGAAAAGGAAACGGACAAAAAGGAGGAGGACAAGGAAGGAGAGGACAAGUCUCAACCCCGCUCCAUACGGGAUCGCAGGCGGCCCCGCGAGAAGAGACGCUCCACAGGAGUUUCCUUCUGGACCCAAGAUGGUGAUGAAAAUGACCCUGAGCAGCAGUCGGACUCAGAGGAAGGCAGCACCAAGGGAGAUCUACAGAGUGACAGAUUGUCCAGGAAUGAGAGCAGCACUUCAUCUUUAGAUCGCAAUGACACUCUUUUUAGCCGUGGCUAUGGUGAGAGUCGAAGGCCGUACUCAAGCCGACUGGAUAGAGACGACACCACUGAUUAUAAAAAGCUCUAUGAGCAGAUCUUAGCUGAGAAUGAGAAGUUGAAGGCUCAGUUACGUGACACAGACCUGGAGCUGGCAGAUUUGAAGUUACAACUAGAGAAAGCCACACAGAGGCAGGAACGCUAUGCUGACCGGUCACAGCUUGAGAUGGAGAAAAGGGAAAGAAGAGCUCUAGAAAGGAAGAUUUCUGAGAUGGAGGAGGAACUUAAGAACCUCCCCCAGAUGCUCCCAGACUUGAAAGCAGACAACCAGAGACUAAAGGACGAGAACGGAGCGCUCAUUCGAGUCAUUAGCAAGCUUUCCAAGUAGAACAGGACCCCCCACCCCGCCCCGUUUUCUGCACCCCCUAGUCCCCCAUGGCAGUGACUAAUGGAAUUGCACAUUUAGAUAUUAAUUGCAACAGACAUCAGAGACAAGACUCCUUUUCUUUUCCUUAUCUCCUCCCAACUCUUUAUCUCCCUUUUUCGCUCCUUCACCGCUGCAGCAUCCACCUCAUCCAUUCAUCCACCCACCCCCCACCUCCUCGACUAUACUCCACUUGAUUCUGUGGCUGCUGUCCUGAUUGAACCACUGAGUUUACAGAGCAAAAGGAAAAAGGGUUGUGUGAUGAGCAUGUAAAAGCAUUGUGGGCGGGGAAGCCACAAAACUAUUUAACCAAUAAGCCUUAGUUGUACAUAAAGAGAAAAAGAAAAAAACACUUGCAUCAAUCUCUUCUCUCGGCUCUCACUGAAGAACAGAUAUUAUUCAACACCUGAUUUUAUUUGUGCCACAAAUUCUUAUUUUUACUUUUUUUUUUUUUUGUUUGUUUCCUCUUCCUGUGUACGCAUUGUGUGCUGUGCAGCUUCCUCCUUCCCUAACUGCCCCUAAAGUGCCACUCCUGCCCUAUUAUCAGCUCCGUGUGGCCUCUAUCUCGGUGCAAGUGACCCCCCCCCCCCCCCCCCCCCCCCCACUACACCUUCUCAUUCCAUCUCAGUUUCCUCACACAGAUCACUAGCGCACACACACUCGCCCACCCUCUCCCUUUUUUUUUUUUUUUUUUUUUUUUUUUUUUUACCUCUGCGUGUCUUCCUCCAAGAGGGAAAUACUGAAUUCUUGCUUUAGCAAAAUGAGGCGGACCUGGUGGAAUUUAAGCUUUCACUGUAUGUGCAAUAUGCAUUUCUUUCUUUUUUUUUUUUUUUAAUGCUUUAAUGAUGAGUCCAUCACAAGUAGGAUUUUUCACUCUUCCACCGCAUCCAUCGCUCACUUUCCUCCCCUCUUUUUUUUUUUUUUUUUUUUUUUUUUUUUUUUGUUUUAAGUUUGUAGUGUAGUCAGUUUAUACUCUGUAUUUCUCACUUUGUUUUAGCAGGUACUGAGUGAUGCUGUAUAUACCUGUAUGUAUUUGUUUGAGACCAGCACAUGGCAUGCGUUUAUGGUUCCCGUCUGUUACUAUUAAAAGUAUACAAAUUCCAGAGGACAAAAGGUGUGUUUUAAUUAUUUUAUUUAGUCUAAAGACAUUGAAUACAAUACAGUAGAGCCUCUCUCUUACAUGGGACGGCUGGCAGUGUUCAGUGCUUUUUUUUUUUUUCCAGUUUAAAAUAAGUGUUCACAUAAUUGUGAGAUUAAACAAAAAAAAAUAAUAAUCGCUUCACUACAUUUCACUUUCAUUGUAUUCAGUAUCUUGGAAGAGUGCUGUUAAUUUUGUUUCCAAUUUUUUAAAGCUGUAGUAUUAUAGCCAAGGUGUUGUCACUAAAAAAAAAAUAUCUUAGGUAUCGCUAACCCAGUCCUUUUUACAAUGUCUACAUGCACUGUCAAUGCCAUGUGAGGAGUCUUGAUGUCAGGUUCAAGCAAAAUUGCCACCAUCAAAUAUUCCAUGCAUCUAAAAACAUUUUAUGCAUUUCAGUGGCCUUUUAAGGAUAUUUUAGUAAGAGAAGAGAAAAGUCACUGCGGAUGGACUGAUGGCCAUCUACUCUGGUUUAGACUUUUUGUUUUUGUUGUUUUUUUUUUUUUUUUCUUUUUUUCCCAUCAUCUUGUAAAAUAGGUGUGUGGCUUAAUACAUGCAAGCUGUGCUGUGACUACCAACCACUGAAGAGUUCAUUAAAAAUAAAGUUGUACAUUGUAAAGUUC